AUGCCUAGUUGUCUUGUAUGUGGAAGAACAGAGAAUCUAAAUUCUAAAUCUGCUAAUAUAUCUUUUCACAGGUUUCCUACUAAAGAUAAUAUUAGAGAAAAGUGGGAUAAUUUUUUAGUAGAAAACUAUCUAAAUCCAAAAGACGUGACCAAAUAUAGUGUAAUUUGUUCAUUACAUUUUGAGAAAUCAUGUUUUGUAAUGAAACAACAUAGAAAGUUAUUAUACAAACAUGUAUUUCCAUCAAUUGUUGUCGGUCGAAUAAAAUAUGCAAAACAAUCUUUUACUGAAACUACUAAAACUGUACCAGUAACAGUACCUGAAACAAUAAAUAAAAAAAAUGAUAUUUUACAUUUUGAUAAAACUCUUGUUAAGGUAUCUUCAAUAAGUGAUGUGGAAUUAGGUGUGUUUCCUUUGGAUGAAACAUCUACUUUGUCAAAAGUUAGUAGUUAUAUUAAAAUUAACAAAUGUAAUAUGUAA
Macrosiphum euphorbiae (potato aphid) is the source of this 477-nucleotide messenger RNA. NCBI's taxonomy places the organism in Eukaryota, Metazoa, Arthropoda, Insecta, Hemiptera, Aphididae. The record is from the annotation of a GenBank genome assembly.